This is a messenger RNA of Elaeis guineensis (African oil palm), 1622 nucleotides long. RefSeq lists its product as uncharacterized. The record is from RefSeq and is a predicted model, not a curated record. Lineage: Eukaryota; Viridiplantae; Streptophyta; Magnoliopsida; Arecales; Arecaceae.
CUAUUAUCUACUCUCUCUCUCUAUAUAUAGCUCUGGCUCGUGGUUACCCUCUCGUCCCCAAAACCAACUUGCCUGAGUCCCAAAAGACAUUGCAAAUUCCUCUUCGCAAUGUCGUCGAAACAACCAGCCUCUGGCCUCGAACAAGUUCGGAAGUCCCCAGAUUACCAGCGCAUGAAAGCGGCCAACCGCGAUGUAUUUGAGCCGAGAACCAUCUACUUCGCCACCUAUGCGGACCCCAGAGAAAGCACCAAUUGGCGCAAAUGCUUGCAGUUGAAAGCCGAAAUCGUUUACCAUGCCAUCACCGGGAAGCUCGUAAAGACGGAGACCGAACUUGAGGCGGCCAAGAAGCUGUUGGUUGCGAUAGCCAAAGAAUGCAAGCCUCCCAUCGCCACUGAAGGCCAAAAAACGAGUGCAGGAGUUGCAGGGGAAGACCAAAAAGAGCCACUCCCUGAAGAUUAUGCACUGGAGGUGGACGGGGUUUUUCUGGUGGUGGGAUAUUUCUCAGAACUCAACAAAAUCACAGAAAAUUUGGAUCGAGAGAAAGCAGAAAUAGUAAAAGACAUUAUUAAGGUCGAAAACCAGCUCUCUCUUAAAGAUAUCAAAAAUAUUGUGGACCAUGUGGAGGAUGCGAUAAAAAAAAAUGAGACCGCAAAAGGAGAGUUGGGUGGUCGUCACUACAAGCUAGCAGAUGACUUCGAGGGCAUGAUCAGGCGAUUCUGCGGGUAUUAUUCCCCCUUCCACUCCGCAGCACCCGCAGACCCUGGAAAAGAUGUGCUCCAGAAGGAAAAUCUCCUGCAUUGCCUGCAUUUCAGCUUGGUAGGGAGCAAGAUCGAUGAAAAGGGAAGCGGCGGGGCGUGGCAAAGUCCAAGUGCUGGACAGCUGAAACGGUCCGGCGUGCGGUUUGAACCUUCACCGAAGGCUGCCAUUGAUGUCGAAUUCUCCGAGCCAACGCUGCGAAUGCCGGCAUUGGUGCAUGACUUCAAGUUAGAGACAGUUGUUGGGAAUCUCCUGGCAUGGGAAUAUGGCUUGCCUAAGGAGGAUCAGAGGCCGGUGACUCUAUAUUUCCAGUUUAUGAAUGAAUUGGUUGGCGAUCUCGGCGAUGUUCGGAUGAUGGAGGAAUUGGGUCUCAUCAAAGGGACGUGGAAGAAUCUGCAAGAGGUUUUUGAUUUGGUGAAGAGGACUGAUGAGCGUCCGCCUUAUCCUUGUGUGUAUGCGGCUCUGGAUAAGGAGGUUCGUAAGGUUCGGGAGUAUCAUGAUAAGAAGACGAAGACAGUUGAGGAGGAUCGUGAUAAGAAGAAGAUGAGGGCAUUCUUCAAGAGGCAUAAGCCGGCCGCUGUGCUUUUGUUGUCAUCUGUUGCAGCUGCAUCCGUUAUCGCGGCGUUUAUAUAUAAAAGGAAGAGCAGGAAGGGGUGAGACUGUCUUCAUGUGGCAUCAGCUGAAUCUGGCACCAAGAAUUCUACUAGGUUUCUGCAAGUUGAUAUAUUUAUAUAUGGUUCGGUAUACAUAUAUAUAUAUAUAUAUAUAUAUAUUUUCUGAUAUUAUGCUCUCUCGAUCCUAUGUACUAUAUGCUUGGAAAGAAAUGAUUAAUAAGUAUAUGAAAUGAAUGUGCCAAGUUUAAUAAA